Molecule: messenger RNA, 2870 nt
Organism: Juglans regia (Persian walnut)
Lineage: Eukaryota; Viridiplantae; Streptophyta; Magnoliopsida; Fagales; Juglandaceae
Product: ubiquitin carboxyl-terminal hydrolase 25
Exons: 8
Coding region: 361-2334 (657 amino acids)
Biological process (GO): protein deubiquitination
Cellular component (GO): cytosol; nucleus
Molecular function (GO): cysteine-type endopeptidase activity; cysteine-type deubiquitinase activity
Source: RefSeq, a predicted model, not a curated record
GCAGGAGAGGGGGAAAGAUGACAGGUGAAUUAUGAACCCUCGCAAAAUCUGAGUGAGAGGGAGCGAUUUGGAUUUUGGGGGUUUUGCAAGCACGGUGGCGCUUCUUCUUCUCUGAGAUAUUCUUCCCCUUUCCCUCGAGUUUUCCUUUUGAAAACGUACUGUACCCGGGGGUUACGAGGGAGUCCAAUUCAUUUAUCUCAUUCGAUUUGAUUGGAUUUGCUUUCUUAUAAGGCACCCGAGAAGACAGACAGGGAGAGCCAUGCAAUUGUGGUGGUCCUGGUGGCGUUGGGGUACUUGUACUUUAGAGACGAAACCGUCCGAUGCGUCACAGGAAACGGAGGUGGGAGGUGGUCUUCUUUGAUGGCCUUGCAAUUGCAAAUGACUUGGCAGCCGAGUUUACUCAGUCAGAAGCGCAAGAACGGCCCCCCUAUAGGGCUCAAGAACCUCGGCAACUCCUGCUAUCUCAACAGCGUCCUCCAGUGCCUCACCUACACCCCUCCCCUCGCUAAUUUCUGUCUCAAAUGCCAGCACUCCUCUCUCUGUGAUUUGACGCGCGACUGUCCGUUUUGCAUUCUGGAGAAGCGGAUUGUGCGCUCUCUGAGCGUGGAUCAAACCCCUGACGCGCCCUUGAAGAUCCAGAGCUGUCUCCGGAUUUUUGCCGAGCACUUCCGGUGCGGCCGACAGGAGGACGCGCACGAGUUCCUGCGCUAUGUGAUCGACGCCUGCCACAACACAUGCCUCCGCUUGAAGAAGCUGCAGCUGCGGCGUUCCAACUCAAAGGGAGGCGAGCAAAGUACUUCCACUGCGACUGGUGCUACAACUACGGUAGUGAAAGAGAUCUUUGGGGGUGCGUUGCAGAGCCAGGUGAAGUGUCUUUCUUGUGGCAACGAGUCGAAUAAGGAUGAUGAGAUAAUGGAUAUUAGUCUUGAUGUUUUGCUUAGUAAUUCACUUAAAGAGGCAUUACAUAAGUUCUUUCAACCCGAGGUUUUGGAUGACAACAAUAAGUACAAGUGCGACAAAUGUAAGAAACUGGUGGUAGCAAGGAAGCAAAUGUCUGUACUUCAAGCCCCCAACGUCCUUGUAAUCCAGCUCAAGAGAUUUGAGGGCAUACUUGGUGCUAAGAUUGAUAAGGCCAUUGCAUUUGAAGAGGUUUUGGUGCUUUCCAGUUUCAUGUGUAAGGCAAGCCGGGAUCCACUACCAGAAUAUAAACUCUUUGGUACUAUUGUGCAUUCGGGCUACUCACAAGACUCUGGUCACUAUUAUGCCUAUAUUAAGGAUGCAAUGGGUCAGUGGUAUUGCUGCGAUGAUUCGUUUGUCUCGCUUUCGACCCUGCAGGAGGUUUUGUCAGAGAAAGUCUAUAUUCUUUUCUUUUCUCGCACUAACCAACGGCCGACAUCUGCCAGCACUGUUCUUACUUCAAAUGGAAUAAAGUCUAGAGAUUGCAAUGGCAGUGAGGCAUUUAAGAGCCCAAGGGCCAUCCCACAGAAAGCGGCGUAUACAAAAGCUUAUGUUGAGCAAUCUUCUCAGAAGGAUAUCUCAAACAUAUCUAAGGUUGUUAAGGUGCCUUCUAGCCCACAGAUGAGGUUUAGCAUAGGAAACUCUACUUCCAAAAGAACUCCUGCUACUGGUAAUGUAAACGCUGAACUUCAUAAGAGUCGGCCCAUGGAAACAAAUGGGUAUGCAAAAGACUCCAUUCAUAAAGAGAAAAGUGAAAAAGAUGUGGCUUUGACCAUAAACGUUAAUGGUUUUAACAGAAUCAGAACAUUUGAUGCUGCUGAUAGUAAGCAUAGCACAGGAUUCCCUUCAACUGGUGAAAAUGGCAAUAGUCAGAGCAGUAUUAACUUAGGGAAAUCAGAUCUCGGAGAUUGUAAUGGUACAAGGACUGGGGUGAUGAAGGGAGGGCCUAACCACCCUGAACUGGGUACUUCUCGUGUCAACGGUGGUGCUGAGACUUAUAAAAAAAUUGGUGGUUUUGAAAUCUCGGGCUCUAAGAGAAAAUUGGAGGAGAGAGGUGGUAUUUUUUUUGCACAGGAUGCUCGUUCUCAGGAAGAAUAUGAAGAACUGAAAGAAAAUCUCAAACAAGAAGCCUCUUCUUUUCUACGUUCUUGUGGUUGGUCAGAAGAGGUUUAUAAAUUCAUGAAUACAACAAAGAAGCAAUGUCGAGAAGCUGGAAAUUAUCCAUCAAGUAGUUGUGAAUUCAAGAAGACUUUAAUUGCAGAUGCCAAACCAACCUUUAUUUCACAAAUACCAGAGUCGUUGAAAGAGGAUCUUAUUGGCCGUCUGCGGUCAUUUAACCAAGGAAAAAAGUUAUUCCCCCGGACUUUAAUAAACUGAACUUGGAUGAAGGGAUCCUGAUGCAUGAAGGGACUAUGACCUGUAGUCAUAGAAAUUUUCAAAUGCCUGCGUCAAAUUCUGCUGGUGGCAUAACAAUUGUUGCAGAUGUUUCAUAAUAUUGUCUUCUGACAUUGCCACAGAUGAGUCUUGGUAUAUUAAUGGGAAUUGAUGACAAGAUAUCCUCUAGCAAAAAGCAGGGGUAUGUUGUAUAAUGCCCUUUACAGCAAGUUCUUGCCACAACAAGAGACUGUUAUCUUUUCAUUCAUUACUCUAUCCAUGCUCACAUCCUGUAGGUGCGCUCUCAGCCGAUUUAAGAUGCAAGGGCUGAUUGCAGAUCUUCCUGAAAGUUUUGUUUCUCCCUUGAGGCUGAGCAGUUGAUUAUGGUAGAUCGAAAGAUGAGUUUUACUCGGUUUGUACAAUAUCCUUUUCGGCGGUAUCUUCAGUAUACAAUUCUAAUCACAAUUUCUUUUUCCUAUAUAAUUGUGGCACUACAGACUCGGAGAAUAUGCUAUCAAGUAUAUCCAUUUACAAUGAAA